Zingiber officinale is the source of this 261-nucleotide messenger RNA. Its product is annotated as zinc finger AN1 domain-containing stress-associated protein 15-like. The transcript has 2 exons. The record is from RefSeq and is a predicted model, not a curated record. NCBI's taxonomy places the organism in Eukaryota, Viridiplantae, Streptophyta, Magnoliopsida, Zingiberales, Zingiberaceae. Gene Ontology annotation, biological process: protein ubiquitination. Gene Ontology annotation, molecular function: zinc ion binding; ubiquitin-protein transferase activity. Bases 1 to 261 code for a protein of 86 amino acids.
AUGGCAGGGGAAAGGUGUGAUCUUAACAAGGACGAAGCGGAGAUUCUCAAACCUUCUUCCUCUUCUUCUUCCUCUUCCCCUUCUAUUUUGCUGAAAAGGGUGGGCUUGACCGGCUUCCGGUGUCGCUGUGGCGAUCUCUUCUGCAAACUUCACCGGUACUCCGAUUCCCAUGACUGCUCAUUCGAUUACAAGGCGGCUGGAAGAGAACAAAUCGCUAAGGCCAAUCCUCUCAUAAGAGCUGUGAAGAUCAUUAAAAUAUGA